This is a messenger RNA of Anopheles coustani, 3767 nucleotides long. RefSeq lists its product as uncharacterized. Gene Ontology annotation, molecular function: ferrous iron binding; peptidyl-proline 4-dioxygenase activity; L-ascorbic acid binding. Bases 723 to 2822 code for a protein of 699 amino acids. Gene Ontology annotation, cellular component: cytoplasm; nucleus. The transcript has 6 exons. Gene Ontology annotation, biological process: peptidyl-proline hydroxylation to 4-hydroxy-L-proline; cellular response to hypoxia. The record is from RefSeq and is a predicted model, not a curated record. Lineage: Eukaryota; Metazoa; Arthropoda; Insecta; Diptera; Culicidae.
GGAGAAAAAUAAUAAGCUCAAGAGCAGCUCAUCUUGUAACGAAGUGAAAAAACACAGUGCUUGAUCGAGUGUGAAGAAAAAGUGCCUAUCAUAGCCGCAAUAUCGGCCGUGUUCGGAAGAUGAAAAUCCCCUGAUAAGCGGUUGUUUUCCUCCUUAUCCUCCUCCUCCUCUUCAUCCGGGGAAUGACACAAAAAGUAGGAACGCAGUACUAAAAACACCCUCGGCUAAAAGUGUCUGUUUGUAAUGUGCACGGCGGAGGGCGGAUAGGGAGGCGCUAAAUAUGCACGGUCAAAAAGUGGAAUGAGCAAGCAAUAGGCACGGUAUUUCGCAAGGUCGUUGUCGGUCAAGCGCGGAGGAAUAUCCCAUAUCGUACGGCAAAUCGGUGUGUUGUGUUGUUAGGACAGCGGCAGGAGGUAACGUAUCGGUCGGUGCAACAGGAGCAGCGAAAACUCAGACAGAUUGGGCAACAACCGCUGGUCAGCAAGUGCGUUCCGGCUCCUCCUUUUUUGGUCUGGGCGGUCAAGAAGCGAAGCUGCGGAGGAAGAGAUGUGAUGAGAAAUGUCAAACGAGGCCUUCUUGGAUUGCUCGGCUACUGAAACAAACAUUGCGAAAACAAUCCAUUUUAGAAGCCGCUUUUGGCCUCGCUAACCGUGUGUGCGUGGUCUAAGUAGCUGGCUGCUCUGGUGUCUGGUGCGGGCGCGCGUGUGUAUCGUUCCGUGGCUAUGGACAGUAGUUGCCAGGGCGGGUUGGAAGGAGGACAGCAGAAUACAUCCGUCGGCGCAGCGGUCAUGGGCGACGGUGGCCCUCGGUUUGGCAACUACAUGCAAUCGAGUCAGCAAACGACGCCAAUAAUGGUUGUGCAGCAGCAUCGCCACUUUCAGCACCAGUGUCGAAUUUGCGGGGUUACGGAGGGCCUACGCCGUUGCAGUCGCUGUCAGAUUGCAUACUACUGUUCGGUCGACCAUCAGCGGAUCGAUUGGAAGGUGCACAAGAUCGAGUGCCGUUCGAUACACCAGCUGCCACCAACGCAGUCCGUUGCUGCCGGAGAAGUGCAUCAGCAGCAACUGGCCUACAGUGGUGCAAUUUAUCCCAACGGUGAAGUGAGUCAAGCCCAGGAUCAGAGACAGCUGGGUAGUAGCGUUAAUACGCAAGUCCUUCCAGUGGUAGCCCUUCCGAACGGAGGCAACUUUUGUGUACGUGCUGAAAUGCUACCUCCCUCCGGCGGCACCCCCGUCAUCACCACCACCAACGGUGCGUUCGUUCCGAAUGUAAACAUCGGCUCGGAAGCGUCACUACCACAACCACGCGCCAAUCCCUUUACGACGGCAGAAGAAACAACAACAACAGCAACGCAGCAGCCGUCGUUAGUGAUACCGUCCGAGGACGGCAGCGACAGUGGCGACGAGUUUCUCAACGAGCUGGCAGUCGCAAAGUUAUUCCCGAUCGAUGCACUCGCUUCCGCCGAGGAGCUCGCCGAUCUCGACCAGAUCGAUGUCGAUCACAUACUAAACGAAAACAAUUUCCUCAACAACAUCAACAAUCUGAACGUGUUCGACGGUACCGAACGACAGCAGCAAGAGGCGCAAUUUGCAGUCGCUCGUGUGGAUAAUAACAAUCAGGGUUUCCCCAUCGACGAUACCACCGUGCUGAACAAUAAUAAUAAUAACACUUUCGUGAACAGUGCUCUGUUAGUGGACGGUUUCGAUAGCACCAACGUGCAGCAAGUAGUGUACGAUCCAAGCAGUUCGUUUGCCUCAGAAACAAUGCAGUCCGGUAGCGUAAUGUUGCUACAGCAACCUCAGCAACAACAACAGCAGCAGCAGCAGCAGCAGCAGCAACAACAACAAUCGCCACAGCAUGAACAGCGACCGUCAAAAACCCAGCAGCAUCUGGCCGCUUUGCUGCGGCAGGCGGGCGAAGAGAUGGCUGCCGUCGAUAGGCCACUCCUGUCGAAGAUGGUACCCCCGGGGGACAGUGCCAGUGCAGUGAACGCCCUGCUGGGUGCAAAGAUGGACAGUAUGAAAGGGUUGUCGUCUGGGUCCACGCGGAUGAGUGUAGAUUUGACCGGUGCCGGUGUGACCACUCCAGCAUCCACCGACGGCACCGGGGCCGAUUUGGACAGUGAAAGUUUGGACGAAGCCUGUCGCAGCUUAAUACGAGACAUGAACGAGUACGGGGUUUGCGUGUUGGACAAUUUUCUAGGCCAGGAACUAGGCCAGCAGGUGCUGGAGGAAGUGACUGGCAUGUACUCUUCGGGAGUUUUUCGGGACGGUCAGCUGGUAUCCAACCGUGGUGGUAAAAAUUUGCGCCAUAUUCGGGGUGAUAAAAUCACCUGGAUCGGGGGAAAGGAACCCGGCUGCAGCAGCAUUGGCCAUCUCAUCAAUCGGGUUGAUGCUGUCAUUACCAACUGCAAGAGGAUGAAAAACAAUGGCAAACUUGGCCGGUACAAUAUCAAGGAGCGGACGAAGGCCAUGGUAGCGUGCUAUCCCGGUUCCGGGUCGCAUUACGUGAAGCACGUCGACAAUCCCAACCGCGACGGACGCUGCAUUACGGCCAUCUACUACCUGAACCUCGACUGGGACGUCCGGAAAAGCGGUGGCCUUUUAAGGAUCUUCCCGGAAGGAUGCAAUGAUCGUGUCGCCGACAUCGAGCCCGUCUUCGAUCGUAUCCUGUUCUUCUGGUCGGAUCGGCGUAACCCGCACGAGGUUCAACCGGCCCACCGUACCCGGUACGCCAUCACGCUGUGGUAUCUGGAUGCGGAAGAGCGCGAAUCGGCUCGGCUCCGCUAUCAGCGAGAUUGCGAGAACCGGUUUAAGGCCUAGAAAGGACUAGUGAACCUGCAGGAGGGCGAGGGCAAAGGAGUGAUCUUCUCUUGAAGGACCGCUCGAAAAAGACCGGAUGCGUCCGCACGCGGCGGUCAUACCAAAUCGAAUAAUUUAUUAGAGAAAUUGUUAUUCAAAUGUGAUACAACUGUACAUGUAUAAACAUUAGUCAUUAAGUUGUUUAACUAGGAUUACAGUCUAGCCGCUCCCGCUAGUAGUGAAGAUCAGUGACUAGCUGAUCCGAAUGCUAGAACCAGCGAUCGCAGAGGAAAAACGGACCCUUUUCGUUGGCCUGAGAAUGUGUGAUUUGGGAGGGAGUGAAAGAUUACCGAAUGAUCACAACAUGCGAAGAUCUUUGUACAUAGGAAUGGUAUUGCACUCAGCGGACAGAAACAAAUGUUACAAACACAAUAUCAACACAAGCAGAUUGAGUUAUGGUAGGAAUGGCAGAAACAUGGUUAUUAACAGACGUAAAAUGUAAACUGAUCGGUUUCAUUAGUUAGCAAAUGGUGGAUGCUGCUUUGCAUUGCGCCCUGAGAACCGGGGUACAUCAACCUAAUCCCGAAAUAGUGUGCGUUACUGGGUAUUGGGUUUGAUGAUAGGAAACAUUGUGUCGAAAUCAAAAAUCAAAAACAAAUAAACACUUACAUGAAUUGGAAUGUGAGGUUGAUAGUAAUUGCAUCGCGAAAAUGUAAAACAAAGAUGGACCAGGAAUCAGAGUACUGCUCUCGGAAAAGCCUAUUAGAACGUUUGUGCACCAUAGUAACGGAACGAAUGAAAGAAUUGCAAGUGAAUCUUGGACCAACAGCGGCCAGAAUAGGACGCCAUCGAAAAAAGAGCAAGGAAAAAUGGCGAACAACAAUUUGUGAAGUGAUUUGUAUUCUACUCAAUAUUAGAUAGACAAUUAAAAAAAUAAAUGUGAACUGUUUUUUUUUAUUUAGAAUA